AUGUUUGUCAAGUUUUGUAUUUUCUUCUGUAUUGCCACUGUCGCUUCUGGACUGGUCCGACAGCCAAAUCGCUUCGCCAAGCCAAAUGCCUUAAAGGCUGAUCAGAAGAAGCCACACGUUUUGAAGGCCGACAACCCUCCAGAAUACAUCACAGACGACCAAGUCUUUGUUGAUCAAGAGACUAAUCAGGAGUUCUUCAAUCAGACUGACAUGCUCAUCAAGAACUUGUGAGUUUAAUUUUUUUUUUGAAAAUUUUGAAAUUAUUUUAAUUUUUUUAAAUUAUUAUAGCUUUUUUUAAAAUUAAGAUAUAAGCAUGAAAUUUAUUGAAUAUAAACUACUUUUUAUGCUUUAUAAAACGAUGUAUAUUUCAAUUUUUAAAAAAAUUUUAUUUUUUUAUAAACAGGUGUUUUUCAAAAAGGCACCGAAUUUUUGGUGCUUUUCAGAAAUUUUCGUGUAUUUGACAUUUUUAAUCAGUCACAACUCUUUCAUAUUUUGAGUUACGGUCAUGAAACUUUGAAGAUAUACACUACUUUUUACACUUUUUAAAACUAAGAAGACUAGCUUUUGUCAUUAUUUGAAAAGAACGUAAAAUUUCAAAAAAAUGUUUUAUGGUUUUCUGUUUAAAAAUUUUUUGAAAAAUACUUUACAUUAUGCUAAGCGCAUUGGAAAGCGUACCGUAUUUUACAAAAAAAGCAUAAAAUUUUUAAAAAAAAAGUUUAUUUUUUGAUUUUUUUGGAAAUUCUCGGAUUUUUAAACUAUUUAAAUUGGCACAACUCUUCCAUGUGUUAAGGUAUGUCUACGAAACUUUGAAGAUAUACUCUAAUUUUUAUGCUAUCUGAAACUCAUGUUACUAAUUUUUGCUGUAUUUUACAAAAAAAACGUAAAAUUUCAAAAAACAGUAAAAAGUUUGAUUUUUUCGGAAAUUUUUGGGUUUUAAACGAUUUAAAUUGUCAUAACUGUUUCUUUUCUUAAGAUAUAUAUAUGAAAAUUUACUAACAUAGAGAGCUUCUUAUGCUUUUUAAGGCUAACGUUGCUAACAUUUGUCUUAUUUUACAAAAAAUUAUAAUAAAAAUUUCGAGAAAAAGUUUCUAUAAUAUCGAUUUUUACCAGAAGUUUUUGGUUUUUUAUAUAUUUAAAUCGUUAUAACUUUUUCAUAAAUUAAGAUAUAAAUGUGAAAGUUGGGUAGUAUAGAGAGCUUUUUAUGCCUUUUCGUAAUUACUGUUUAAUUUUUUAAUUUAUAUUGUUAAAAGCUCAAAAAAUUUUUUAGAAGCUUUGAAAUUCUUGAAAUUUUGAGGAAACCUUUUGCCAUUUUUUUACGAAUACUAACUUUAUUAUUAGUCAAAAUGUAAUGAAAAUUAUUAUUUUGGGUAGUGAAGCUACUAUUUUAUCCAGGAAUACCUAAAAAUUUGAAAAUCGUCAAAGUUUUUAUUCAGAAAUGACACUCUCCGCCCAGACGCCGCCAAGAUCGUGGCCUGUUACUUUGCCAAGUUCGGAGACCGUUUGUCAGUUCAAAUCAACUCGAAACAAGGUUUUGACAUCUACCAAGUCAUCGACUUCAUCAACUACGGUAUCGACGAGUGUCAGGAAGCCACUGACAACCAAAUGAUCAUUGCCGCCGGUAAUGUAUGGCUUCGUUGGGGUACUGUAAUGGAGAAUGAGACCAUUCCAGAUGGUACCAGAAGAAAGAGACAAGUCAAGCACGUGGCUAGUCUGGCUGAUCAGAUGAAGACUAGAUGUCAGGGAACGUGGGUUUUUGAAAUUUUUUGAAAUUUUUUCGAAAUUUAAAUUUUUUAAAAUUUUUUUUAAAAUUUCGGAAUCUUUAAAAUUUUAAAAAUUUUGAUGUUUAGCACCAAGAUCUAAGAAAAUUUGACAUUUCAGCCACUUCCCCUUCCCAUGUGAAGACAUUGGCAUCAUUAAUGGAGUAAACGGCAAAGACUUUUUGGAAGUUUUUGGAGUUUCAAUGUACCUGCUCAGUGAAUUCUACCCUGGAUUGUGAGUUUUGGAAAGAAAGUUCUUGCUUUUUUUUAAAUUUUGAACAUUAUGGGCAAUUUUUAGUUUGGUAAUGCAAGUUCUGGUCAUUUUCUGUUUUACAAACAAAGUUUUUACCAUUUUUAGUUUUGUAAAGAAAGUUCUUGUCAUUUCUAAGUUUGUAAAGAAAGUUUUUACCAUUUUGUAACUAACUUUGAUUUUUUUACAAGCUAGCUCAUCAAAAACCCAGUUUUCUUAAAAACCGAUAAAUUUUGUGACACUGUCAAAAAACCAAUAAUAUUUGUGGCAUUUCGUCAAAUUUUACAAAGUUUGAUAUUUCGAAUUUUUUAACUUUUUUGAGUUUUAAAAAGUUCUUGACAUUUUUAGUUUCGUAAAGAAAGUUUUUGCCAUUUUCUUUCUUGUAAAGAAAGUUUUUGCCACUUUUUUGGCUUUAUAAACAAAGUUCUUUCAGAUCCUGUCCAUUCGACUUGGCUGACCGUCUGAGCCCACAAUUAUUCGAACACAACCAUAAUGACGUCCAAUAUGACCUUAUUACCAAAUGUAGCAACGAUGACAAGGCUAUCGCUUUGGCUUUGGCCCAGAAAAUGCUCAGCUAG
Molecule: messenger RNA, 2585 nt
Organism: Bursaphelenchus okinawaensis
Lineage: Eukaryota; Metazoa; Nematoda; Chromadorea; Rhabditida; Aphelenchoididae
Source: the annotation of a GenBank genome assembly